Molecule: messenger RNA, 1128 nt
Organism: Epithele typhae
Lineage: Eukaryota; Fungi; Basidiomycota; Agaricomycetes; Polyporales; Epitheliaceae
Exons: 3
Coding region: 1-1128 (375 amino acids)
Source: RefSeq, a predicted model, not a curated record
AUGUUUUUGACCUCCGCCAUUGCGCCCUCGUCUGUCAUCAAUGGCGAAACAGGGCACAGUUCCGCCUCUUCUCCGUUAUCGUCCUCAACAUGGAAGGAGGACGACAUCAAGAAUUUACCUGCUCAACUCCCGAAUCUUCAACGUCUUGUUCUCUCUUCACGCAACGGAACCUAUUCGCAAAUUUCAGCACAACUACUUACGUCGACGCUUCUAAACGCACACACCUCCCUCGACUAUCUCGUCCUCGAUGGCGUAGAUCUACCAAAGCGCUCCUUCAACAAUACAUUAUUCGGGAUCCAGCGGUCGCCAGCUGCCCCUGUUCUCCAUCAUCUGAAAGCCGUAUGGACUCCCACCUGCUACAUUCGUGGGUUUUCUGGGGUUCUUCGCCCGGAUAUCCACCUCUUCCUCGACGCACUCACGACGCUCGGCCUCAUCUCCCGCCAAACAUUGCUCACCUUGGAUCUUCCUCAUUACUGGAAAAUCUCCGAGCACUGGCAAUCGGAUGUUUACGCAACGCUCAAGCUCCCGAGCCUUGAAAUUUUCGGCAUCAUGCUCAGUCACUCCCAACACAACAACCAUACCGUCGACGAUGGUACCCAUCUACGCACGCGUGAGCUCCUCGAUGCGCUCGCUCCGUGCGCGCGCCUACGUGCCCUCCACAUCACCUACGGCGAGCCCGAACUUCGCGAGUGGUACUCCCUCCGCCGAGAACACCUUUCCGCCGCCCUCAUCUGCUUCCUCCGUGACCACUUCUCCCGCACCCCGCCGGCCCAUCCCCACCUGGAGGAGCUCAAGCUCACGGUCGCCUAUUGGGCCAAGGACGUCAAGCGUGCAUGGUCUCCAGUCAUCUCGCAGCUGGCGGCCGUCCUUUGCGAUCGCGCGCGAUAUCCCUCCUUCCGCCGCCUACACGUCUGCAAAUUGGUUGCAAUCAAUCAAAACGACUCCGACCGCUCUGAUCUGGACGCGGCCCGCAGGAUCGUUUCGGGCCUGUUCUCAGCCUUUGCGGUCCCAGGCGUUGAGCUGAUCGUGGACGCCGAGUUUUUGUUCGGUGAUACGGCGGAAAAAGAGGAUAUGCGCUUGGAUUCGGAUGCAGAUAUCGAAGGGGACACGGGGAUGGGACGGGCGUAA